GGAGCCGCCGCGCCGAGAGCCGCAGCCGCCGCCGCAGUUAUAUGAACAAUACGGCGUCACCAUGAGCGGGGUGUUGAAAAGGAAGUAUGAAGAGCUGGGGGAUGACAGCACCUACUGCUCCUCCUCCUCCUGUUCCCCUCUGUCUUCCUCGGCGUCCUCAGGCUGGGACUCGGAUGAAGACAGCUCCCGUGGAGACAGCAAGCCCAGCUCUGCCAUAGCACCUGGCUUUACCCCCACGUCCAUCCUGAAGAAAUCCAAACGGCUGAAGAAGAACAACGUGGAGUUUGACCGGGUCACUGUGUUCUACUUCCCGCGCUGCCAGGGCUUCACGAGCGUACCGAGCCGCGGGGGCUGCACGCUGGGGAUGGUGAGCAAACACAGCUCCUCUCGGCAGUUCACGUUAGCAGAGUUCUCCAAGGAGCAGGAAAACGUUCGUCGGGAGAAACUGGAAGAGAAAUUGAAAGAGGAGAAGUUGGAAGCCUUGAAAUGGAAACUCACCAUGAACGGCACGAAGGAAUCAGAGGAAGCCAACCAGCUCACUAUUGAAGACAUCUCUGACGACGACAUCGACGUCAGCAACGUGGACCUGGAGGAUGGCUUUUUCCUCCAGCCCUAUCCAGCCAAGAAAAGGCGUGCACUGCUCAAAGCCGUUGGGGUGAAGAAGAUUGACAAGGAGGAGAAGCGGGAGCUGCACAGCAUCCGCCUGUCCCGGGAGGAUUGUGGCUGUGACUGUCAGGAGGUCUGCGAUCCCGAGACCUGCAGCUGUAGCUUGGCAGGCAUUAAGUGCCAGAUGGACCACACCUCCUUCCCCUGUGGCUGUACCAAGGACGGCUGUGGCAACACAGAAGGUAGGAUCGAGUUCAACCAGGCCCGGGUGCAGACCCACUUCAUCCACACCAUCAUGAAGCUGGAGCUGGAGAAGCAGCAGCAGAGCAGUGAGGGGGUGGCAGAGGUUGAACCUCCCUUCCGAGAGCGGUUGCCUCAGCUGGGCUGCACAGCGACAAAGGGGCCCUUGGAAGAACGCACGGCGCCGCUGGCCCCCGCCUUCCAGUUCAGCCCUGAGUUGGAAGCCCUGGGGGAGAACAGCUGCAGCAGCGACAUGACGGACUCCUCCAUCUCCUCCCACCCCAGCGAGGACCUGGAGGAACCCUAUGAGAGCCUCCCCUCCGACAAGUCCCAGUCGGACAUCGAUGACGAUGGCUUGGCACGCAUCCUCCACUUCAACGAUUCGGAUGCCGAAGAGGAGGCAGACCGCUGCCAGGACAACCUGAGCUGUUUCCACCCUGCCGACUUCUUCAUUGAGGACCAUGGCUGCGAGGCCAAGCCCGGCCCUGGGGCCUCAUCCCACCUGUCUGAGUGCCUGGACGAGAACGCCAACCAGGACAGUGGUGGGCUGCUGGAGGAGGCCAUGCACGCGCGCUGUGAUGGGGUGUCAUGCUGCGCCCCAGCCCCAGCUGAGUCGUGUUCCAAGAGCUAUGCUGACCUCAGCCUUUCCUCUGACUCCUUGGAUUUCUUCCAGUCCUUCUCGGACUAUAACUUGGGACCCCUUUACAACUCCUUGAAGGAGUAUGAGAACCUUGAUAACUUCUCAGCGUUACAGUUUCAGUUGCCUAAUUUCCCCGGUUUCCCGCAAGCUGGAGAUCAGGGCUCCUGUUUCUUGGAGUCUCUCAUCGGUUUGUCCGAAUCCGUCCCCGAAACCCCAGCCCCUUUCACAGACAAUCAGCUUUUGGAGGACGCCAUCAAGUCAUCGCUGAUGGAAACGGUGAAGGUGUGAAGCUCCUGGCUGGCUGGGGAUGCGAAGGAUUGGCAGCAUCGUGGUGCUGAAACCAAAGCCGAAGAACGGUUGGACAGGCAAACUUUCACUUGUGCUAUGUGAAAAGGAUUUAAAAAAAAAACAAAAUCAGACUUUCUGAGCAGACAAACUAUUUUUGGUCUUUAUAGAAUGUGGACGUUUUGACAUACUGCAGCUACAAUCAGUCCUCUUGCUGUUUGUGCAAAAAUUUCUAAACUUUCAUGAUGGGGUUGGGGGACGGG
Lagopus leucura (white-tailed ptarmigan) is the source of this 2034-nucleotide messenger RNA. It is a transcript of the gene CSRNP1, whose product is annotated as cysteine and serine rich nuclear protein 1. NCBI's taxonomy places the organism in Eukaryota, Metazoa, Chordata, Aves, Galliformes, Phasianidae. Gene Ontology annotation, molecular function: sequence-specific DNA binding; DNA-binding transcription factor activity, RNA polymerase II-specific. Gene Ontology annotation, cellular component: nucleus. Bases 62 to 1774 code for a protein of 570 amino acids. The transcript has 5 exons. The record is from RefSeq and is a predicted model, not a curated record. Gene Ontology annotation, biological process: regulation of transcription by RNA polymerase II.